AUGGAACAGCCGAGCAUUCUCGUCAAAAUCCUGCACUCUAUUCCGCAUGUGAAUUACACAUUCCGUCGGGUUAACGACACCUUCAAUCCGGACAGCGAUGUUUACCUCGAGAGUCUGGGCAUCCUGGCGUCCAUUCCCGCCGGUCUUCUGAUCGUUUCGCUGCUGGGCCUGCUCCUGUACCUGUUGACCAGGUGCUGCGAUCGUCGCCAAAGGAAGCCGAGCGCCCAGCGCUGCCAGAGCUGUUCGCUGGUCAUCAUCACGCUGAUGACUUGUGCUGCCAUCGGAUUAGGUUUGUACGGAAACGAUGACUUCCAUAAUGGCCUGCUUCAGGCCUUUGGAUCCGGGAAGAACGUUGAGGGUCUUGUGCUCACCUUAAAACGACAGACGGAGAGCAUUAAACACGACCUAGAGAUGCGGAUGGCCGGGCACAAGGUGGAGCAGCUGGUGGAGAAGCCACAAUACAACCAGACGGUGGUCAUGCUACUCAUCGAGACUUCUCGCCUGGUCACGGAGAACACCUCGCGGGCGGUGGCUUCGCUGGACAGCAUGGUGCACUACUUUAUGAAGGCCAAGGGCAGCGAGAACGAUACCUCUCUGAUGGGAUUACUGCAGCUUGGCGAGUUCUACGAAUCCAUUCGUUGGCCAGCCACUCUGGCUUUUCUCACUGUGCUUCUGCUGCUUUGCACGGUUCUGGUGAUUGGCGUAGCCAGGCGGUCCCGCUGCACCCUGAUCUUCUUCAGCGUUUCGGGUCUGUUCUGUAUAAUAAUCUGCUGGCUUUUGGCGGGCGUUUACCUGGCCUCCAGUGUAGCUGCCGGGGAUUUCUGUAUGCGACCACAUGACUACAUGUGCCGCCAGGUGGGCAUGCGGAGUCCCUAUGUUGACUUCCUGAACUGCGGUACGCCGCGCAAUCGGUUUAUUUUGCGCCUGAACGAAUCACGGGAUCUGGUGGAUCGGGCCAGGGAAAGUGUGGAACAAAUGCAGCGGAUGAGCCAAGACACUUAUCCGCACAUCGACAUUCAGCGCACCCUGAACGCCAUGGACAGUGAUUUGGAGACGACUCUUCGCAACCUUACGACGCUAUCAGCCACUCUGGACAGACGGGCCAUCGACAUGCACUACGAAGAGGCUCUCCGCGGACUUUGCGGUGGCGGGUUGCUGGGUCUCAGUCUGAUGAUGGUGGCCGGCCUGCUCACCUCCUUCCUACUGACUAUCCUGGUGUAUGCCGACUCGCACGCCUGGAUUUAUUUGUCCAAGCGGCCUACGCUGGACGCUGACAAAUCGGAGACGACGCCCCUGUUCCCCGCCUCGAAUGCGCCGAGCGCCAGCAUCUCGCCCACGGCACCACCAAACACGGGGACGAUCAACAGGACGCUGCUGCACCACCAGCAGCAGGCUUCGGCGGGCGGCGGAUCGGGCAACUUGCCGGGGUCUGGAGGCCUGGGCGGCGGAGGGGUUGGAGGAGGAGGCCUCGGCGGAGGCGGAGCCAAUGGACACAACGGCGUGGGGCAUUAUCGCAAUGGAACGGCCGGCCUGAGACAAGGGUUGGCAUCACCUUCAUCUCAAUCAAGCCACACCUCAUCCACCGCCACUUACAACAACCACAACAACGGCACCACCACCGGUUACAACAACAGCCACCAACAACAACAACACCACCACAACAACCUGUACAGCAACCACCACCACCACUACUACAGCAACAACAGCACACAGCAUAGAACUAACUCCGCGGCGGGGGCGGUGGUAGCGGCGGUGGGCGUGGCCAGCAGCAGCGGUCAGCGAUCGCCGUCGCCGCCGCCCGGCUACGAUUUGGUGCAUGGCACAAGGUCAGGCCACCACACGCUGGGUCGCCUACCAUCGCACCAUCAACAGUCGGCAACAUAUCUGCCAGGACCAAACAAUGGAAAGUACGCGACGCUUAGCAAGCAGUGUAAGACGCUCGAGUCGAACGACUUCUACUGAGAUUCGCUUGCCUGCAGUUCCCAUGCAGGCAGUAGCAGCAACACAGCACAGCAGCAGCACCAGCAGCAAAUGCUGGUUCAACAGCAGAGCAGCCUUAUCAAUCAGAACCAGGUUCAGAGUCAGAGCACGCUGAAGAACAUUUUUGCAUCGGCCACCUUGCCCCGCUCCACGGGCAGCUCCAUCCGCUCGGUGCUUUCUGUCCAGACUUCCAAUGCGGGCAUUUGCCGCUCCACGGGCAACGGAUUGGACGGUGGUGGCGACUUGGUCGACGAUCGCGAUCCCAGGGAUGUAACCAAUAACAGCUUCAAUCGCUUUGAUCCCAAAUACAUAAGCAUUGGUCCGAAGGCGGUAAGGGGUCAGAAUAAUAAUCUUAACAUUAUGUCCGCCGCCGGCACGGCCAAUAAGUGUGCCACGUUGCGGCAUGUGGGUCGCUACGGUGGCUCGCUUAAGGGUGUGUCUGCCGUCAAUGCCACGCCCUCUCCAGCCGCCGCCGCCCCAGCAGUCCAUUCGCCAAACUUGAGGAGCGCCAUAACGCCGUCGAUAGCCACCGUUUCGAAGGAUUACUGCCAGCAGCCGGACUGCAUUCCACAGGAGUUCCUCCUCCAGCAACAGCAGCUCCAGCAACAACAACAACAACAGCUCCAGCAGCAACACCAACUCCAGCAAACGCAGGUUCAACUCCAACAACAACCUCAAAUUGUGCCACCUGCUCCGCCGCAACCUGCGCCUCCGCCUCCGCCCAAACCAAAGAUAGUUAAUACAUUUACGGAAAUUCCCGGCACCACGGGCGUGGGCAGCUCGUAUGCCAAGGAGCAGCAGCACCAACAGCAGUUGUUGGCCCUUCAGCAGCAGAGAGAGCGUGAGCUACAGCAACAGCAGCUCCAGCAAAGGGAGUUGCAUCCACCCACCACCCACAUUCUACCCCCCUCGGCUGUUUACAGUAUCGAGAGCAGCGACGUGGUGUUGCCCACUGCCGCGCCGCGUGUGCAGCAGCGUUCGCUAAAUCCUGCCUCCAUUAUUAACCAGCCGCUGCCCGAUAUUCCCACCAAUCAGCAACAGGCGAAGAUCUCCGCUCAGCCGCUUUGCGCCGCCAGUUUGGGUCAGUACCGCUCGUUGCAGCGGCCCCAAACCCAGAAGUUGCAACCUGUGGUCAUCUCCUCGCCGCAGCAACCGCCGACCUUGCCGCCGAAGAACCGUCACAAAAAUAGCAAUCGAGGUGGGGCCGUCGAUGCCGUCAGCAAUGCUAAUCAUAAUCAUUUGCAAACCUUGCCGCCAAAGUCGGCUAGUCUGAGACAACAACAACAGCAGCAGCAGGAGCGAGAAAGAGACCGGGAACGCGAGCGGGAGCGUCCGCGGCGGGCGGAAACUUUGGACAAUGCCCGCAGUUAUAUAGAUCAACAGUAUCCCAGCCACCUGAUAACCACCAGCAACAUGAAAAAGCAACACUCAUAUGACAGUAGCUACCAUCAACAGCAGCAGCAGGCCUUCUACCAAAGGCAGCACAACAACAACUUUUCCUCGAAGCAGCAGCAACAGUUAAUGCUGGAGCAACAUCAGCAGCAGCAGCAAGCCUUGUUCUAUAGAUCUCUAAAGCGAGGGGAACGAGGAGGAGCUGGCAGCGCCACCGCAGGAGCCACCGGUGGAGGAGCUGCCAUUAGUAACCACAGCGAUCUGUAUUCGGUGACGGAGUUGUAGGAGUGCGCCUGCUGCGGCGGCGGUGUGGAUGUGGUGCGAAGAGGCGCUUCAUCCACAUCGCUGCACGCAGCGGCGGCUACACAAACUCAGAGCCACAACCAAAACCCGACGACGCAAUCGCAGAAUCAGGAGCCUGUCCCCCUGCCACCCAAGAAGCAUCGCCAACGUGAAAGGGAACGGGAGCGGAACCUAGAGCGGGAACAGCGGGAACAAGCCCCCUGCAAUGCCAAUCUGUGCGAGGAGCACGAGUACGAUGAGUACUAUCCGCAGGCCUACGAAAUACAAGCGGCUGGAGGAGGUGGAAGCGGAGGAGGAGUUACUACUAACUCUGGAUCCAAGCAUGGCAAGCAAAGUCAGCAAAGAGCAGCCACUUUUGAUGUGGCUGAUGCCAGGGACUAUGAACUGAAGCGAUUGGGCAACCGGAGAUCCCAGCAGCAGGCGGCUCCAAGUAAAAGAAAUGGAGGAGGAGGAGCAGCGCCUGUCAGCCAGGAACACCACCGCAGCCACGAUCGCGAGCGGUCGCGCAGCGAUCACCGCAUUGCCAGCUACGCCUGCGAGGAGGUGAACUCCUCAGCGCUCUGCAGUGCCGGCUCCAUGAGCUCCAUGCUGCAGCCCGCCAAUGGAACUGGUCACAGGAGCAGCAGCCACCAGCGGGAUCACCAUCAGCGGGAUCAGCGGGAGCGACGCGAGAAGACCUUCAAGGUAUGAUUUUUAGAGACGUCAUAAGAAUUGUCCAAUCCGCGCCAGGACAGCAGAAACGGCAGCUCCAGGCGGCGGACGCGUUGAGGGGUAAAUGGAAUAGCGAACGUGGCGGAUUCUACAGCGAGUACAAUGAGGACAACCUCCAGGAAUUGAGGAAGCUUCUAGAAAAAGAGAGCAAAAGGAGCGGCAUUAUCGUUGCAGCAUUGGAAUUCGGAGACCCCAGCCUGUUUUUAUGUUUAGCCUAAGUCGCGUUUACUCUAUCUCUAUCUGUGUCCAUGCCUAUCAGCGCCCUCUCUUUCACACGCACACCAGCAAUGAAACGAACACACACACACACAUAUAUGUAUACAUAUAUAUAUGAAUAUAUAUGUAUAUACAUAUAUUGUAAUAACUGACCUCUUCUGAUUGAUUCCAAACUGCGAAAGCAGUUUAAAAAGUGCUUAAAUGUCAAGGGUAGCGGUCGAUAUAAUAGUAUUUUUUAGUUUCGAGCCCUCUUUUUUUUAUUUAAAUUAAUAUAUUUUUGGUUACAGAUUACGCAAUAUUGAGAUAUUUGAUAUUAUUCAUGUGUCAUUCGUCCUGAGAAAUAUUUAAAAUCCCAUUUAAAUAAUUAUCAUUUAGGAUAAAGGUUAGCUUUUUAGGAUAUUUUUAAAUUUAUAUGUUGCUUUUAAAGUUCAUAGCACUAUUAAUUUGACCGCUGCUGUGCAUACAGCCGUAUACAUCAAAACUUACAACAGUUUUCUGCUCUGUGUUGUUGCCUAUUGUUAUAUAUAUAGUAGAUAACUACGAUUAACUUUAUCAUAUACAUUUUUGUGACGACUACUCAUACGUGUAUAUUUUAAAAGCCCAAGUUAAGUGAAAUUUAGUUUUAAGCGCAUAACUAUUUAUUUAUUGUAAGCCUUGAACCCAAAAAAUAUGACCUAGAAACUAGGAAAAGCGAAGGGCCAGUUGGUGAUAUUUUCGAUAUUCAAUAUUAUCGAGAAUUGAAUGCUGGGCUUCGCUUUUUCGUUGUUCAAGGACAUUUUUAUUUUCAGAAUGAGUGUGUGUGCUUUUGUUUAAUUAUUAAGAUAUUUGUGCAUUAGCGAUUUACGCCGCUUUUUGUUUUUUUUUGUUUGAGAAUCCGUUGCGAGAACCAGCAACAACAACCACAGCGACCCGUACGUAAAAUUUUUGUGACGUCAGAAAUCUAAAAAAAAAACAAAAUAAAGAAAAACUAGCAGCAACAACAAAGCACAAUACAAGAAAAAACUUAAAUGAAAAACAUUUCACAAAACAAAACAUAAUAUAAACUUAAAGUCUAACAUUUUAAACAAGCAAACGACAACAAGAAAAUGAAAAGUUCUUGGAUCAAGCAAUAUAAAAGAAAAAAGAUUAAAUCGAAAAGAAGCCAUACCAAGUUGUUCAACUAUUAAACAAAAAAGAAUUCAGCAAAGCAAAAUCAUAAACAAUGACAAAUAUAUACAUACAUAAACAUUCAUUAAUUACAGACAUACCUAUUAUAGAGCAAGCAUAAGGAAUAUUAAUUAAUGGACAACAACAACCACAAACAAUGUUCAGGUCAAUAACUGCAUUUAAUAGGAGAAAAUAAAAGAAGAUACCCAUUGUUAAAUUAAACGAAAUGCUCUAUUUAUAUACAAUUAAUAUACACAUGAAUAUACACAUGAAUAUAUAUAAAUAUACAUAUUUAACGAAUUGCAAUUACCCAAAACACAGAAAGCAGAACAACCAUUAAACACAAAGUAAAAUAACAACCAAAAAAGUUGUUAGCACAGCGGCAAACACACACAAAAAACACAUUUUAUAAAAUCGAACAUAAUUAUACUACACAUAAUGCAAGACACAUGCAUGCGAUCAGUUGUGGGCAAAGUAAUUUUAGUGCCAUCAGAAAUUUAAUAAAAUGUACAUUUUAUCAUUUA
Molecule: messenger RNA, 6272 nt
Organism: Drosophila takahashii
Lineage: Eukaryota; Metazoa; Arthropoda; Insecta; Diptera; Drosophilidae
Source: RefSeq, a predicted model, not a curated record